Molecule: messenger RNA, 1789 nt
Organism: Equus caballus (horse)
Lineage: Eukaryota; Metazoa; Chordata; Mammalia; Perissodactyla; Equidae
Gene: RITA1
Product: RBPJ interacting and tubulin associated 1
Biological process (GO): Notch signaling pathway; nuclear export
Molecular function (GO): tubulin binding
Source: RefSeq, a predicted model, not a curated record
CCGGUUGUGUUGGACGCGCGCGCCGAGCGCACGUCGCUAGGGCCGGGCUGCCCCAGGGAGGGGUCCGCGCGCUGGGCCCGGGGCCGGGGCGGCUGGAGCUGCCGAGGGUCCUGGGCUCCGGGGCGUCUGGGCUGCAGAGAACCUGGGAUCUCGGGUGCACCGCGCGCCCCCGCGGAGGAGUCCGGACCCGGUGGGGAGGGGGCGCCGAAUUUUGCAUCCUACGUCCUGGAGCCCAAAUGCUCAGCUCUGUAGGUGUGACCUACACCGGUGACUUCGCUUUUUGAAGCCUGAGUUUUGUCAUCUGUAGAAUGGACAUAAUCUAAGCUACUCCAUAGGACUGUCGAGGGGACUGAAGGGGACAAUGCUCAUGAAGCUCUUCGCUCGAGGGAGCCCUGGAGGCAGGGCCUGGCGGGCAGGGCACGUCCGCUGUCACCUGGGACCCCAAGCAGCAUGAAGACCCCUGUGGAGCUGGCCGUCAGUGGGAUGCAGACACUCCACCUUAGGCACCGCUGCCGGGUCAAGGCCAGGCCGUCAUAUGUGGACGAGACUCUGUUUGGCAGCCCUGCGGGCACCCGGCCCGCCCCACCAGACUUUGACCCACCCUGGGUGGAGAAGGUCGACAGAACCCGAGGAGUGGGCACAGGGAUAUCACGGGCCUCAGCGGUCAACGGGAGCUGUGAGACCGCCUCCUCCAGGGGCAGCACCCCGACCCUUACACCGAGGAGGAAGAACAAAUACAGACUGAUCGGCCACACUCCUUCUUACUGCGAUGAGUCGCUGUUUGGCUCCCGACCUGAGAGCACCAGCCGGGAGGCCCCGUGGACGGCGAAGGGGCAUGCUGCAAAAGUUCACGCCCUCUUCUGGACACCCCCAGCCACCCCUAGGGGCAGCCACUCGCCCCGCCCCAGGGAGACCCCACUGCGAGCUGUUCCCCCAGCUGGUCCCUCCAAGGCCGGGCCCGGGGUGGCGGCAGACUCCCGGAAGUUGUCCUCAAAUGGGUUGGACCCUCCACGCCCUCUGAGGCGGGAGCUUGCCCAUUCUCUCGCCCACCUGAAUGUCCCCAGCACUGGUCGCCCACCCGCCGGUGCCCCCCAUGCAAAUGGGCCUCGGGAUCCCAGGCCUUCCCCGUCGGGGGUGACCUUCCGGAGCCCCCUGGUGACUCCCAGGGCUCAUUCGGUCAGUGUUUCAGUGCCAGCUGCCCCCCGACGAGGUGGGGUCGCUCAGAAGCCAAAGCCCCCCUGGAAGUGAGUGUCUUGGUCCCUUCAUCAGGUUUGCCCACGGGGUCACAGCGAGGGGCAGGGUUUCAGAGGAUGGCCCUGGCGGGGGCCUCUGGGGAAGCCAGUGUGCUAGGUAAGCGCCAGGCAUUGGAGAAACACGGGGCUGUCAGCAAGGGUGGGCAGACAAUCUCUAGUUGCUCCUUGCCCCCCGACCCCUGUGUGGACUUGAGGGCCACCCCUUAAACGCCACAACCACACGCCGUAUCAGUGCCAACCCAGGGCCGCCCCCAAAGGGGCCGUCCACCUCCCCCAUCACCCCCACAACAUCAUCUUGCCACCAAGUGUGGCUGAUGCUGUGAUCGCCAGCUGGAGGCUGUCCUCCCUCCCAGCCAAGCUUCCUGCCCAGGACCAGGGUCCAGCUGAGUCUGGCGGCCGCAGGGGUUUUCCCAGGCCCAGCAUGUGGACCACGGGGACACAAGGAUCUGGGUGAUGUGUGGGUGGACGUGUUUUCCUUUUAAUAGUUAAUGUAUUUAUUUUCGUAUAUUAAAUUCAUGAGUAGCUGCUUGAAGCCA